UCAAAAGAGCCUUAUCUGAAUAUUCCAAUUGAGGGACCAAAAGUAUCUGCUGCUCUCUGGGGACCACUAGACCAGUAUAUAAUCACAGGACAUGAAAAUGGAGAUCUUUGUCAGUGGGAUACGAAGGUAACAAUGCUACAAAAACUAUGACUAAAAUGGAGUGCUAUCUCUACACUCUAUCACUGAUUACAGUGUAUUAGUUAGAGACUCACUGUACUCAUUGUAAAAUACCAAAAAGUUGCACAAAUAGCAAUAACUGAUGGUUACUGAUGUGAUUUAUGAGAACCACUUUCAUGAUAGCGCACAUGAAUCUGAGAAAUCCCUUUUAGUUCCAGUGUGAAAAAAAAGGAAUCACGUCAGAUCAUGAAUGUGGAAACUGAAUUGAACAACACAGUAAAUAAGACUCAUAUUAAUAAUUCGAUGAUUUUAUUCACAAUUGCUUGGAUAUAAUAAGCUUGCGAAUUGUGAGGAGCAAGGAGAGGGCCAUAUUCUCAGGAAAAUAAACAAUAAAAACAGUAAUGCAUGACAUAUUGUUGUUAAACAACAUUCAACCUCAAAUGUAUAGAGUCAUGACUGCAUCAAUCCGAGUUGAUUGACCAAAGGCCAUUGGGAUGCAAUAGAAAACAUUUUGUAACAAAAGCUUAGUUUGCUACUGGAGUUUAACGCUUAUUGAAGGUUUCAGAUGACAAGUGAAUUAACAAGCUUGGAAAUGUACUGUAUAAAAAUAUAAAAACCAAGGCACACUGUAUACGUGGUGUAACUUGAGUAAAUUUAGUUUACAUGGAUUUCUAGACUUUGGCAGCUACAUGUACAAUGUUACACGGUGUCCAGUUCCUAUUUUUUCCUAUUUUUUGAGCCUAUUCCUAUUUUCUCCUAUUUUAAACUAAAACCUCCUAUUUUUCCUAUUUUUUAGCUGGUAAAGCCAAAAUUUGUAACAAAAUUUAAAAUGGAAUAUGAAUUAUUAUAGUUUUAUGUGUUUUAGAGUGAGAUUUAUCAUAGAGCAAGUAGUGUGUUCACUUUGAUGUUCUAAUAUUAGCAAAAAUAAUAGUUACGUUAUUAUUUUACUUUUUGUAUACUUUUCUAGUGCACCUACAUGUGUUGUAUGUAGCUUAAGUUGUUUUAUAGUUCUCAUGACUAUUGAAUAAUAUUGUGCAUAGCCCUUUGAAACUGCAUUCCACUAUCUGACAUGUUAUAAUUUAUUUUUAAGUCUUGCUCGCUUUUAUGUUCAUCUUUUAAACUGAAAACAGGAUCAAGUUGUCCUCUUAUACACGGUAAUUUUUAGGGAGUUAUUAUAACUCCAAAAGAGGAGUAAAAAUUUUAUGUACAGGAUAACCCCUUUUUUGGGGUUACUUUAACUCCUCAAUAUUAAGUCCAAAUCUGGGGUUGUUCUUACUCCUGAAAAAGAGUUCUUUAAACUCCCUUUUGGAGUUAAAAUAACUCUGAAAAAAAAUAUCUCCACCAUAAGAAGUUAAAUUAACCCCACUGGAGGAGUUAUUAUAAGUCCUUGAAAAUUACUUUGUAACACAGGCCAGAUAAAUCAUCAGUCAGCUUCUUGUUUUUAAAAACCAAUCACUAGCUGUAUUCUGGAUGCUAUAUGAAAAGAACAGACUCAAGUUUAGAUUACGGCUCUACCUCUCUUGGUGACCGUUAACAGCUGUACCUAAGCAACUGACGAAGGAUCCAAUAUUUUGGAUGCAAAACCGGUCUUGUAGUCAUAGCUAAGCAGGGAGUUACGUUCAUCUUAGAAUGUAUAUAACCAUGACACACUUACAAUCUGGUACCAAAUAGAUCAGAGUCAUUUUGCGUACACCGUGGAAAGCCUGGUCGUGUCACUUAAAACUAUGCGGUCUUUGACUCAAACAAGCAUAUCCUCAACCAGCUAUCGAUUGCAGAUUAAUGGAAGGAAAGCUUUCCAUGGGACUUUUUAGUCCUAGUUCAAUAUCCUUCAAUUACAACUCAAUCGUGAGAAAUUUCUAUCCUAAGAAAAUUUCACUCUUCAAAGCUUUUCAAAGAUUGGCCGCCAACUUAGAGGAAAUUUACAUAUGAUCAGCUUUGAUUAUAGAACCACGCUCGACCUGUAGUCAAGCAUAUCAUUUUACAGCAUAACUGAGCCAAUAAACUAAAAGUUACUGGUCAUUUUCACUCUUCUAAAUGUACCUGUAACACUAACACAGUCUUUAUCUUACCAAAGACUCAUGUGGCACUAAUGUAAGCUGAGAUCAGGCUCUAGUUUCAUUUUCCUGGGUAAAUAGAUUUCUGGUGGGCAAGGCGAAUCCAAAAGACUUACCUGUCUGUACUUGGAUAUUUAUGUGUGCUUGCAAAUCGAACAAUGAUUGCAUCACUUGCAUGUGCAUUCACGUGAUUACCGUGACAUCAGACAGACCUUAAACUGAAUACCAGGGCCUUCUCGGCCACAUGCCUUGUAUAUUAGUUGGUACAACAUGGGCAUCCCAAGAAUGUGGACAGAUUUUGGAAACCUCACUUUUCAGUUUAUAAAGUACUGCUGACCGAGAAUAGUCUGUGGGCUCACUUUUGUUUGCUUGCAAUAAAUAUUUUUUUAUGAACAGUUAUUUACUAUGAUUGAUGUAGAGGUUGAAUGUUGGCAUAAACUUGCUUGAGCAAUACUGUUAACUGCCUCUUACAUGAGUAUAAGCUCCCUUACUUGUGUAUUUUUUCAUUCCCCAGACAGGAAAUAAGCUGUUGACUGUGCAUGAGCACUCUAAACAGAUUAAUGAUAUUCAGAUGUACAAAGAUCAAACAAUGUUUGUAACUGCUUCAAAAGAUCAUACAGCUAAGGUCAGUACAGUAGCAGCCACAGAGGUUCACUUUGUUCUGAUAUUUUGUAGCGGUGAAAGUUCCUCGUGAAAGGGAGCUACACUCUGGCCAAAAUGAAGCACCUUCAGCUCUUGAUUUUGGCUAACCAUCAGGAGAUGAGCCCCCUAGCCUCUCCCUUUGAUUUGCUCAUUUGUUUUACAGGGUUCGUACGUAGUCUUGAAUUCUUGAAAAAGUCUAGAGUUUGCCCAGCAAUUUUCCAGACCUGGAAAAAGUCUGGAAGAAUAGUAAAGGUCUGGAUUUUUUUUUUUUCAAACCUACAAUAAGUUACAUGUACCUAUAUUUGUCAACCUUGAGUCUUGAAAAAAUUAAUAAUAGUAUUGUUUUGGAAAAAGUCUGGAAAAAGUCUUGAAUUUUGGAUGCAAAAAUCUGUACGAACCCUUUCAUUAGGUUUUGGGUAGGGCAUUUAGUAAUUCUAAAGCUGUACACUGUAGGUCUUAUGCCAAAUUCCCCAAUGAUUUACUUAAGCAAUAGACCACACUUUCUAUGAGUUUACUGGCAUGAUAACCCAUGCGGGAUGUUGGGAGAACACAAGAAAAGCUUGUUCCUUGCAUAAAGUCGUCUGAUCAAUGACUGUAAAAAUUCCAUACUGAUGACUUGCCACUACCCAGCUCUGGGUAGUGCUGGAUAGAAAUGUCUUUUUCAUUGCAUGAAAGGGAGUCCUUUUAUAAUAGUGUGUCAUAAAAUUAUUAAUUUUUGGCAUGUUUUUGCCUGGGUGUUUCAUGACUUGAUGACGGGAAAGUGCAACACAGUCCCUGUGAAAUCAUCUGGUUGUACCAAAUUGCUUGGCCGACUUAUUGUUCUGUCAUUAUUCUUGCCAACAGUAACAACGCUACAAGUAGACCUGGCACUCCCCACCAGUAUUAGUUCCCUUUGUUUCUCAACCUUGCAAGGAGCAGAUUCGUGAAAAUAGCAGUGCUGACACUUGUACUCUUUCUCUACUUUUUAAGCUUUUUGACACAGAUUCCCUGCGACUUAUGAAUACUUACAAAACAGAAAGACCUGUUAAUUCAGCCUCGCUCUCUCCCAUCAGAGAACAUGUAAGUAUAAUAAUUAUUAAUUGUUAAACUGUGCACUGUAAUUUCCAAUUCAAAACCAAUGUGCCAUUAGAAUUAUAUUAACUCGAUGUUUGCAAUGUGUGCUGUACAGUGUACUGUCAACUGUCUCGUAAGUGACCACCCUUGGUGCACAACAAAGUAGUUAGGAAAUGGUUGCUUAUGAGAAGUGGUCGCUAUGAGAGAGUUGACUGUAGCUGGUUUGCCUCUGAACAUCCUGGCAGUGCUUGCAGAGUUUUUGCUCCCUUAGGGUGUUCUGGAUGGCAAGCCAACAUUUUUAACCCAUCUACAGUCUCAGUCAAAAUUGUUGGCACACUUUGCUGUCUUCUCACCCUCCCAAUGUUGGUGUGCAAGAUUUGGUCACUUGACUGCGAUAAACAACAUUGGGAGGACGAGGAGACGGGCCCGAAGUAAAAAACAGCAUCGAUUGGAAGUGUCCCCGCUAUUUUUGUCUGAGACUGUAGUUAUCAUUGAGGGUUGUUUGUGAUGAGUUAUCUAAUGAAACAACCACCACACAGCCACACUGUGUUGAAUGCAGCAUUCAGUGUCAAUAUCUUUAGCUCAUUAAAUGUCGCUAUAGCUUUGAUUUGGUUGUCUGUUUUAGUGCAGUGUCCAUUAGGGGUCAAAUAAGGCCCGAGCCACACCCAUGGUCUCCUUCAGGGGUUUAAUUCUAAUUUUCCAAUGAAGAGCAAGAUCACAUUCAAAUGGAAGUCCACUUUGCCCCUCUCCUCCCUCCCUCCCUCCCUCCCUCCCUCCCUUUCCCUGCCAACCAUGUUCAGGGUUUGAAAAAGUCUUUAAAUCUGCCCAGUAAUAUUAUUUUCCAGACCUGGAAUAAGUCUGGAAAAUAGUGAUAAACUCUGGAAAAAAUGGUAAUUAGAGGCAAAAAAGAGCUAUAAACUUUUUAUUACAACUGUGUAUUCUAUCCCGAUGUACAAAAUUGAUCAGACAGUAAUAAUCAGAUGCAUGUACAUUGUACACGCAACCCUAUUCUGCAUGCUGUAUGGCUGUUCCUAUCAUUGUUGGAGCAUUGUACGCUAACCCCUCUCUCCUUCCCUUUCCAAAUUGACUCUUAAAACCUGACAUGUUAGCUCCCAUGUUACCUAGGUGGGUAUUAAACAAAGUUGCCUUGUCGAUUCUGUGCUAAAUUAUUAUUACGCUUUAUAGAGAAAUGAGGGUUCUUCAGUUUUCAAGACAAAAUGGGUUUUGAAAUAAAUCUUGCUUGUUCUGAUAGGUUGUGUUAGGAGGUGGCCAAGAGGCCAUGGAUGUGACAACUACGUCAGCAAGAAUUGGGAAAUUUGAUGCUCGAUUCUUCCACACGGUGUUUGAAGAGGAAAUUGGGCGAGUGAAGGGGCAUUUUGGUCCAAUUAAUAGCACUGCUUUUCAUCCCGAUGGGAAAAGGUAACCCUGAAAUAGCUUUAUAUAAUAGGACUUAGCCUGUAGCCUAUAGCCUGUAGUUCGUAUUGGUGAUUUCAAAGUAACAUUAAAGUUUUCGUUUAGAGACAAAAACAAUGAAAAGCCUUGAUGCUCUAUCUAGGGAAGUAAAGGUAUCAUUAUUUGAAACUGUAGAGAGACGUUAAAAGGGGACAGUGCCACAAAGCUCUAGUAGUAGUUGAAUAUCCCGUCAAAGCAAAAUUAGUAAAGGAGACUGUUGGCCAGAACCUCUUUAGAACCUCUAAUUUGAAAGGUUCUUGUUGGCCCAAAGCUCUAUUGUUUCAGGGUUAGGGUUCAUUGUUACUGUUGUUUGGGGUAGGGCUAUCUAUUGUUUUCUAAACCAGUUCUAUGAGCCGUUCUUAGAGCUUCCAGCCCACCCAAAGGAGACGGGUUAUGAAAGGCGGCAAACAUCAAAGACAAAAAACAACAGUGCUGCAGUUUAUGUUGGAAGCUCCCUAACGGCGUGUACAAUCCUUAGUUUUUUGCUCACAAAUUGUGACGGCAUAAGUUAAUGUGACGUUGUCAUCGGUAACUAAAAUGAAUCAAAAGAAUGCUAUUGAACCUUCAAGACUUCAAGUCCUCAAAAACAUUUAACAAUGGAGUCAGAUGGGCGGGCGUCAUGACCAUAGCACUUUUUUUUACUAUGGUCAAGGUUAGUGUCAGUGAAUUCCAGACUUGUGCUAUAAACUAGCCUGCGUAGCUGGCGGGAGUAACAUGGGAGUGCUGUAUUGUUUUGGUGGCUCUGCCGCCAAAAAAGUUCCCCGGGCACAAGAAUCCCCUCAGCUAUGCAGGCUAGCUCUAAACUCUUUAAGAUGGGUAGAAACGAAGCCAUCUCGUAUUUGAGAAAAAACUAUGUAAUGUGUCAAAAAGUCUUAGAGCUGAUAUUAUUUGCUGAUGACACUAAUAUAUAUCUUCUAUUCGCAUAUUGAUGCUUCCUGUCUCGUGGAAGUUGUAAAUUUAGAAUUGAUUUAGAAGUUAUCAUAUUCAGACCAAGACAAAACAGGCAAACACUUGAUGUAGCUUUUUAUUUAAUAUUAGUAAUUAUUCGAUUGAUCGUGUUAAGGAAGCUACUUUUCUUGGUGUAAUUUUGGAUGAAUAUUUAAUAUGGAAAUCGCAUACAAAUAAUGUUGCAAGGAAAGUGUCUAAAGCAUAGGUAUAAUUUAUAAAUCAAGUUUUAAUAAUUCCUCCUUACGGACACUUUAUUAUAGCCUUAUCUAGCAAGUUUCCUUGAUCAUGAAUCAAGCGCAGUUAACUGAAUAAUUCGGGAGACGUAUUGUUGGAUUGAAGUAAUGACUCAGAACCUAUUCAAAAAAUACUUUUCCCGUGGGAAGAAUUAACAGACAUGGGUUGACAGUAGUGAGAACCCAGUGUCAGUUUGGUGGCCUUAGUAGAUACAAUUGUAGAUAAAUAAAUGGGAACGGCAAAAUUCUCAUCUUUGAUUUCUCCUAACCACGCCCAAUCGUGUUUAGACAUGAUCCUGGAGAUUUAUUGUGAACGAAAACUGGAAGGGUGCAAAUGAAUUAAUCACCCGUGUGUACCGGGUUCGCUUUCAUCCUACCGUCAGUUUGUUUCAUGAAUGUCCGGCCAUUGAAUUGAGCGCUCAUAUUUUUGUAAUUUACUGACUGCGCAUAUCGACAGUAAGGGUACCAGCGAUUGGCUGAUCAAAGAUUAAUGCCUUAGCCGUGAGCGUGUUUGUUUUUCGGGUGUGUAACAGAGGCACAAUAAGGUCGUUACUUUCAUGUACUCACUGCUUGUUUUUGUUUUUUUGCUUUGUUGCAGUUACAGCAGCGGUGGCGAGGAUGGUUAUGUUCGUGUGCAUGUGUUUGAUCCUUCCUACUUUGAACUAGAAUUUGAAUAUUAG
Porites evermanni is the source of this 7179-nucleotide messenger RNA. The record is from the annotation of a GenBank genome assembly. NCBI's taxonomy places the organism in Eukaryota, Metazoa, Cnidaria, Anthozoa, Scleractinia, Poritidae.